Durusdinium trenchii is the source of this 1496-nucleotide messenger RNA. The record is from the annotation of a GenBank genome assembly. Lineage: Eukaryota; Dinophyceae; Suessiales; Symbiodiniaceae.
GAUCAACCCUGCAGAAGAUACCAACUCUGAAGACAAUGCCAUGGUAUGUGACUUUUUGAAGCAUGAUACGUUGUCAGAGCUAUGUGGACACAGAGAACUCGAUCUUCCCAUUUACUCUUUUGUCAAGCGCGGCUCUCCAGCGAGGUUGCAACACGAGACACGGCAUUGCAGCACGUGUCUGGUAUGACAAGCACAAACCAAGUUGACACUUUCCAGAAGAAGCCAACUGUGGAAGAAGUGGAAGCUCGAUAUCCCUCGAGAGCUCGAUUGUGGACUGUCCUUCGUGUUUGUGCCAGUCAUGGAGACCCUUGUCGUGUUCAUGCCUGGCUCAGAAGACAUUCAAAUGAGGAGUGUCCUGAAGCCGACCCACGAAUGGCAGACUUUAUGAUACAUGCCUAUGCCAAAGUUGCCGACUUGGCAAGAGCAGAGAAAGCACUUGUGGACAUGAUCCGAAAUAGAGUUCAUCCCACCACAGAAUCCUUCAAUGCAAUAUUGGCAGCUUGUGCACGGAAAGAGGAUGUGUCAUCAGCGUUAAAAUGGUUUGGGAGGAUGCUAGAGGCGGAUUUGGUGCCAGACAUUGUUACCUACAGAACACUAAUUUCCACGUGUGCACGUGCUGGUAAUUUGCCAUUGGCGGAGGAGUGGUUAGGAAAGAUGCUCAGAGCAACGAGAAGACUUGACGUUGUAAGUUGCAGCUCAAUCAUUGGUGGAUAUGCGUCGACAGGUGAUGCACAUCAUGCACAGAAAUGGCUUGAAAGGAUGCUGGCUGCUGGACUUCGUCCCAGUGGUUAUGCCUUCAACCCAGUGAUUUGUGUGUGGUCCUAUGCAGAUCCAUCCAAGUCUGAAGCUUGGAUCUGGAAAGCCAUGGAGGCUGGAAGUAAACCAAGUGACGCAGCACUGCAGAGGACACUUGCAGGAUAUGUUCAAAACCACAAUUGGGAAGGAUGCCUUCGCAUGAAGGAUCUUCUAAAGCGUUUGAAGCGAUGGCCCAGCUCAUGGGCAAUUGCAUUGUUAGCAAAGCCGCAUGCAGCUGCUGGUGAUUUUGAGUCUAUCGAAGAACUCAUUCAAGAGCUUCAUGUCAAUCAAUCGAAUCCAGAUGCUUCCUGUUUCAAAGCCUUGCUUGCGGCUUAUGCGCGUUCGCCUCGUCCAGUUGAAGAUGAACGAGUCGAGUUGUGUUGCGAGCAAUUGUUUGCUUUGGUCUCGCUCGAGCCAAGUCUUUUGGGAGAUGCUCGGCGAGCUUUGGGCCAGGAAAGAUAUCAGAGACUGGCCAGCAGAUUGGGAUUGAACAUACAGCCACAAAUUCACCGUAAAGGGCAUGCAAGGAAUCGUGUCGUUGGAUCGUGGGGAGAGAUUCCUCCUGCUUGAGGCAGUGAAGUUCCAGAUUCCUGAAAAAGCUGCCAGAAAUAUGUAAGCUCAAACGGUUUGGAUGAUAAAUGUAGCGAUGGCCUCCAACCUACUAGCUAGCGAUGGCCUCCAACCUAAUAGCAAUGGCCUCC